GGGGCAGCAACACCCCAGGAAUUUUAUGCCAAGAACUCCUGUUGGACGGAGGGCCUCAUUUCUGCAUCCAAAGCGGUUGGAUGGGGAGCAACUCAGCUCGUAGAAUCUGCAGACAAGGUAGUCCUGCACAUGGGCAAAUACGAGGAGCUGAUUGUCUGUUCGCACGAGAUCGCAGCUAGCACGGCGCAGCUCGUAGCUGCCUCCAAGGUGAAAGCAGAGAAGCACAGCAAGAACCUCAGCAAGCUCCAGGAGUGCUCGCGUACGGUCAACGAGAUGGCCGCCAACGUCGUGGCCUCCACCAAGUCUGGUCAAGAGCAGGUAGAAGAGAAAGGUAAGGCCUGGUUGGGGUGGCUAAGCGGGACGUAGAGAAGGCUUGUCCUU
Molecule: messenger RNA, 381 nt
Organism: Python bivittatus (Burmese python)
Lineage: Eukaryota; Metazoa; Chordata; Lepidosauria; Squamata; Pythonidae
Source: RefSeq, a predicted model, not a curated record